CAUAUCUAAACUCUUUCAGUGGGCAUCUAAACGCUUAUAUUGCCGUAUUUAAAAUGGACUCGAAGGAACCCUCUUCCCCGAGGGAUGUUCCCGAGGAACCCUCUUCCCCGAGGGAUGUUCCCGAGGAACCCUCUUCCCCGAGGGAUGUUCCCGAGGAACCCUCUCCCCCAAGGGAUGUUCCCGAGGAACCCUCUCCCCCAAGAGAUGUUCCUGGAGAUGUAACGCUGAAAUUCCAGGAAGCUUUCGAUGAUUCUGCAGCUUUUGGUAGGAAAGCGAAGGAAGUUAAAAUAGAUGAGGAGCAGAAUAAGAAGCAAAGUAUUAGUUCGGAGGAAUCAGGAGGAUAUUUUCCACAGAUUGAAGAUGAGGAAGUGAAUGGUGUAGAUAACGAAAAGAAACCAGCUUCAAGAGGAGAAUGGGGAAACCAUCUGGAAUUCUUCCUCACAUCUGUAGGUCUAGCAGUUGGUCUCGGGAAUAUCUGGAGGUUUCCCUAUGUCUGUUAUGAAAACGGAGGGGGCACAUUUUUAAUCCCCUACCUUUUCUCCCUCCUUUUCCUGGGGAUCCCACUUUUCUUCCUGGAAAUGGUGCUAGGACAAUACGCAGGAACUAGUGCAACGGUGGUAUUCAGAAGAUUAGCCCCUGGUUUGAAGGGAUUAGGAUACGGGAUGGUUGCUGUCAAUGUGAUCAUCAAUUUCUACUAUACUAUCAUCAUGGCCUGGGCUUUUAUUUACAUGUUUGAGGGAUGGAGAUCUGAACUACCGUGGAAGCGAUGUGACCCUGAAAUUGGAACCAAAAACUGUUUUUAUAAAUCAGACGCGGACAAUUGUAACGAUACAACAACAUUCUGGAACUUUACGUGCACCAGUAACACGGAAUUCUGUUCAUAUUAUGAUUAUGACGUAGCUAACGAUGCUUGUGUUAACACCACUAGCGGGGAAGAAAUAGGGUUUUCCAAUGUAACCAACAGAGUUACUCCCAGUGAGGAGUACUUUUACAGAUACGUUCUUGGUAUUACAGGUCUUGGUACUGAUAAUACCUGGGAGAACUACGGUGAACCUCAAUGGAAGAUCAUUGGAGCUUUGGCCCUCUCUUGGACAAUCAUAGGACUGGGGCUUAUUAGAGGAAUAUCUUCCUACGGAAAACUAUCCUACUUCAUCACAGUGUUUCCAUAUGUUGUUCUAACAACAUUUCUAAUCUAUGUGAGCCAACAAGAGGGAUUUUCAGACGGAGUUAAAUUUUUUAUCACCCCGCAAUGGGACAAGCUGCUUGAAAGCAGUGUCUGGCUUGCAGCAAUCAUACAAAUCUUCUAUAGUUUAGGAGUAGCUAUUGGCUGCCAACUUUUACUCAACUCCUAUAAUGAUUUCAAUGCUAACUGCCACAGAGACGCUUGGUUGAUUGCUCUCUGUAACUCCUUUACGUCAAUAUUUGCUGGAUUUAUCGUGUUUGGGACUCUAGGCAUGUUGGCCCACAACCUCGGAUUGGAGGUGAAAGAUGUGGUCUCGCAAGGGACUGGUCUCGCAUUUCAAGCGUAUCCUGCAGCUGUCACUAUCAUGUCCCCGUCCCAGCUCUUCUCCUUCAUGUUCUUCUUCAUGGUCUGUUUAUUGGCGAUGUCAACCAUUAGUGCCGCCUGGGAGCCAGUGGUUGCUGCAAUUUUUGAUGAUUUUCCAAAUCUUCGCAAUCAUAAAUCUAAGGUUUAUCUUUCAUGCUGCCUUGUGGGAUUUAUUUGCGGCAUUUCUUGUUGCUUCCAAUCUGGCUACUUUAUGUUCAACUUGUUGAAUGACAGGAUAUCUAACUCUAUCGUGUACCUAGCCUUCCUAGAGGUUAUCACUGUCGCAUGGUUCUACGGGGUUAAUAGGUUCAUGGAUAACAUAGAUGAAAUGAAGAUCUGGAUGCCUCAACCCUUUCGAGGUUUUUUUAUCUUCUGCUGGGCCUUCCUUAACCCUUUGAUGCUCAUCAUUGUCAUCAUCACGUUGUUCUUAGAUAGAGUCCCGUCUGGAACAGAGGGUUAUGAGUUUCCGGAUGGAAUCCAGGUGCUGGGUUGGCUUAUUGAACUUUUCCCUCUUGCAAUCCCUCUCGUCCUGGGGCUGGUUUCAGUCAUCAAAAAGUUUAUGGGUGAGGACCCUGGAGAGGCGGCGUUCCUGAGAUCCGGCCCUCUCCUUACUCCCAGCUCUCAGUGGGGACCUAGAGAUGAUAGACCUAAACCAGCCCUAAGCGGGAUUAGUAAUCUGGGAAUGUAUGACGACAUUCAAGUGGAGAAAAGAACAGAGCUUUGAUCAAGCAACUUUUUUAUGCAGGGUAUCCCAAUUAACUUCGGAAUUAAGUAACGAAUACAAAUCUGUUUUUUUAAAAAAGAAUUCCUCGUUUUACUAAAUGUACGACAGCAUGCAAUUAAAUCAAAAACAAAAAAUUUUAACUCUAGGCAGACGAAACAUCUUUGAAUUACAGCUCUGAGCUUUUCCAGUAGGAAUCACCAUUCUUCAAUCAAAAUAUCUUUUAGGAAGACAAUAUCGAAAUCGUCACUCAAUUCCCGUGUUUAUUGGGACACCAUAUAUACCAUACUCAAUAUUGUUAAUUGUCUUAUUUAUUCAUUUCAUAUUUCGUAUUUUUAUUCAACUACAAAGCACGAGAUAUUACAAUUAUUAAUUUUAAUAAAAGGUUGAACUUGUCGCAACGAUCAAAUAAUUAAGAUGCCAUGAAACCAAAACAAUUACUUUUUCUUUUAAAAAUAUUCAUCUUUCAUACAAAUUGAUUUAUAGAAGCUAUAACCAACCAUAUAACCAUAAAAACUGAUUUGUAGCUGAACUAUGUUUUGCAAACAGAUAUUAUAGUUGCACUACUGAAUUCUUGACAGAGACUCAGAUGUUUAUAAUCCCUUUAACGUUGCCCCCCAAUGUCGAUGGAACUUGGAUAUUUUAGAAUAUGUGAAUUCUGUUUGAUCAAAUAGCCUAAUUUUUAAGUAUCUAAAGUUUACACCAUCAGGUUGAAAAGAUAUAGGGAUUAGAAAAUUUGAGUUUGUGGCAAGGGCUCAGUUUCUUAACUCUUUACUUAAUGUUAUUACUAACAUAUGGAUACAUGAGCUAUGACAAGAUUAUCAGCUAUUGCCUAUUUGAUGUAAAUUUAUUGAAAAAUAAAUACAAAAUUAAAAUUAAAA
Molecule: messenger RNA, 3148 nt
Organism: Eurytemora carolleeae
Lineage: Eukaryota; Metazoa; Arthropoda; Copepoda; Calanoida; Temoridae
Product: sodium- and chloride-dependent glycine transporter 1
Exons: 10
Coding region: 54-2270 (738 amino acids)
Biological process (GO): sodium ion transmembrane transport
Cellular component (GO): membrane
Molecular function (GO): L-amino acid transmembrane transporter activity
Source: RefSeq, a predicted model, not a curated record